Diospyros lotus (date-plum) is the source of this 685-nucleotide messenger RNA. RefSeq names its product heavy metal-associated isoprenylated plant protein 43-like. The record is from RefSeq and is a predicted model, not a curated record. NCBI's taxonomy places the organism in Eukaryota, Viridiplantae, Streptophyta, Magnoliopsida, Ericales, Ebenaceae. The transcript has 3 exons. The coding region runs from base 142 to 483 and encodes 113 amino acids. Gene Ontology annotation, molecular function: metal ion binding.
GCAUACCAGCAUCCCCUUGAAUAGUCAAGGUCUAUCUUGACCUUCUCCACAAGUUCUAUUGAGUUCUACAUAAAUAGAUUUUUAAGGUUCCUAAACUGAUGAAGCCACACAAUUCAUUAUCCAGAUUAGUCUUAAACUGCCAUGAAGAAGACAGAGUUGAAGGUCAGCAUCCCCUGCCAGAAGAGCAGGACUCAGGUACUGAAGGCGGUCGCCAAACUUGCAGGUGUUGAUCAAAUGUCCGUGGAUGGACAGAAGGGGACACUAACUGUGGUUGGGGAAGUUGAUCCAAUUCUAGUGGCAAAGGCAGUGAGGAAGACAGGGAGUGUGGCAGAAAUCAUCAGUGUUGGUCCACCUAAGCCUCCGGAGAAGAAGCCUGAGCCUGAAAAGCCUCUUCUUCUUCUUCUUCCUCCUCCUCCUCCUCCUCCUUAUCUUGCCGAGGUCCCUGUCCAACACUAUGGUGGCCCAUACUGCUCCAUUCUGUGAGGCAGAAAGCCAAGCAACUGCUAGCAGGAUCUGCUGAUUUCAGCUGCGAGAUUGAUUCAAUGUUAGAUGACCUGUAGAUAGAUUAUCAUCAAUUUCUUGUACUGAAAAGAAGAUGGUAACUAAGCUUCUUGUGAGUUGAGUUGAAAUGUAAACUGCAGGGUUCAAGAAUUGAUUUCCAAAAUAAAUUUGGCUUGCAAUGGAA